Molecule: messenger RNA, 3873 nt
Organism: Doryrhamphus excisus (bluestripe pipefish)
Lineage: Eukaryota; Metazoa; Chordata; Actinopteri; Syngnathiformes; Syngnathidae
Gene: dqx1
Product: DEAQ box RNA-dependent ATPase 1
Cellular component (GO): intracellular anatomical structure; spliceosomal complex
Molecular function (GO): helicase activity; RNA binding
Source: RefSeq, a predicted model, not a curated record
CGCGGCAUUUGACAGGACAAGACAUACAAGACAGCAAACAUGGCGCUUGCCUGCUAGACCGACCAGGCAACAUCUUCAACGCUUUGCUGUCAUUGUCAGCUGUUAGGAAAGAACCUGGCUGGGUGAGGAUUAAUGGGUAGUGACUGUGAUCAGCUGUUGGCCUUUUGUCACCUUGCCUAGUUUUUAUCUAGUGGCCCUGGCUCGGAUAAAGUGGUUUAUUGGGCGAAGUCAAGUGAAGCGACUCGACGACGUUGGACCGCACUUACGGACGCAGUUUGGACUUCCUGACCUCAAGCGAGAUGUUAAACAGAUAAACUCAAGUUCCAUUGUGAACCACCCUUUUGCUGGUCGAAUCCUCAUCACCAGCAGAAAAGUCCUGCAGCACCCUGCCCUGUCCUGAGUCUGGACUUUCAGCCGCAAUGGACUCCCUGUCCAUGUCUUCCCUCUUAUCUGGGGAUGCAGACAGGAACGGAGCCCAGGGAAGUGAAGGAGGCGAUGACGAGGACGGUCUGGGAGACCUAGAAGUGAACCCUUACGAUGGCCUGCCUUUUUCCUCACGCUACUACACCCUGCUGCAGGAGAGGCAACGGCUUCCAAUAUGGACGCUCAGGCAGAAUCUACUGGAGCACCUGGAGAACCACAACAUGGUGCUGAUCAGCGCACCGAGUGGAGCUGGAAAAAGCACCCAGGUGCCACAGUGGUGUGUGGAGUAUGCCUUGUCCUAUGAGAUUUCUCAGGGCCAGGUGUGCUCUUCUCAGCCUCAUUCAGUGGCAGCAGUGAGUCUGGCUCUUCGCGUGGCGGAUGAAAUGGACCUGAGCCUGGGUCUGGAGGUGGGCUACAGGGUGGCUCAUGAUGACAGUUGUACACCCGAUACCUUGCUGAGGUUUGUGAGUGACACGCUGCUCCUGGAGGAGAUGAUGUCAGACCCCUUGCUGCAUCAGUACGGUGUUGUCAUCCUGGAUGAGCUCCAGGAGCGCACGGUGGCGACUGAUGUGUUGCUCGGCCUGCUGUGUGACGUCUGCCGUCAGAGGCCAGACAACUUCCGUGUGGUUCUCCUCGCUCACCUGAGUCUUUCUCCUCGGCUCGCCUCCUUCUUGGGCCCCUCCAUCCCUCUCCUCUCCGUGGACAGCCUCCUCUCCGAGCCCCCUACAAAUGGGCAGGAAAAGCAAGGUGCGACUGAAGAGGAGAGGGAUGCUACAAACCCGAAAAGGGUGGAGACCAUGUACAGAGAGCUUCCACCUGGGAAGGAACCUGUGGCUGCUGCCUGUCACAUGGUUCUGGAUCUCCAUGGAAGAGGAGAGGAAGGAGAUAUGAUGGUGUUUCUUGCAAGUGCACAGGAAAUAGAGGAGUGUGUUGCCCAGCUGGAGGCGGAGGCCGUGGCUCUGAAUCCCAAUCUGGGUUCUCUCAAGAUCCUCCCCCUCCACGCUGGGCUGGGUGGGUUGACCCAAAGAGUGUACGAGUCCAACACCGAAGCGUCUAUAUCCAGGCAGAGUGACGUCUCUGAAGAAGCAAACGCCUCAGCGAUGGGAGCAGAAGGUCCGAAAAGAAAAAUUAUCCUCACUGAUGCCCUGGCGGAAGCUUCUUUCUCCAUGCCAGGCAUCCGCUACGUCAUAGACACAGGCCUUCAACUCAAAACUGUUUACAACCCUCAGAUAAGGGCAGACUCACAGAUCUUGAGGACGAUCAGCAAAACACAGGCCGACAUGCGAGCUGAAAGAGUGAAUAGCCACCUACCCGGGCUGUGUGUGUACCUGUACCCCCAGUCUCUGUAUGACGAUGGAUUGGGGGCAGCUCAUUGUCCACGGGUCAUGGAGGAAAAUCUCAGCCACUUGGUUUUGUUGCUCAAGAGGCUGGACAUUGCUGACAUGGGACAAUGCAAGUUCUUGGACAGACCAGCCCCCGAGGCUUUAAUGCAGGCUUUGGAAGACCUGGACUACCUGGCAGCGCUGGAUGAUGAUGGCAACCUAUCAGAAGUGGGCAUCAUUAUGUCAGAGCUACCGCUGGAGCCACAUUUGGCUAAAGCUCUGAUUGCCGCAUGCGAGUAUGACUGUGUUGACGAGCUUCUCACAAUAGCUGCCAUGCUGACGGCACCUUCCUGCUUCGUGAAGCCUGAACCCAGCAGAGAAGAGGCUGCUAUUGCACACUGGCGACCUCUAAUGCACAGCGACGGUGAUCACAUGACUCUCAUCAACAUCUACAACGCUUACAUGGAACAUAAUCAGGACGAGGCAUGGUGCGCAACGCAUUUCCUGAGCCAUGCUGCCUUACGCCUGGCUGUGGUGAUCAGGGCCGAGCUGCUGGAGGUCAUGCAGCGAAUAGAACUUCCUGUGUCGCCUCCUGCUUUUGGAUGCCAAGACAACUGUACAAAUAUCAAGAGGGCCCUCAUCUCAGGCUUCUUUCUCAAAGUGGCUCACGAUGUAGAUGGUUCCGGCAACUACCUCCUGCUAACUCACCGCCAUGUGGCUCAUCUGCACCCGCUGUCGUCCUACCUGUGUCGCCAGCCUCAUCCCAACCACCCAUCCUGGGUGCUCUAUCAUCAGUUCACCAUCUCCUGUGACAACUGCAUUCGCAUCGCUUCUGAGGUCCACCCCCAAAUGUUGGUGGAGCUGGUGCCUCAGUACUUCCUUGGAAACCUGCCCUCCAGUGACGGCAAGGAGCUGCUGAUCAAGCUGAGGCAGAAUGUGGAGCCUUCCUCUCACAAGCAAGAUGGAGAAUAUGACGCUCGCAGUCAGACACACAGAGACGCGGCCCCUGAUUGGACAGGAGAGACUCCCAAUCAGUCCGGCACUGAGCUCUGUGUUGUCCAGUGAACAUCACUGACUAUGUGAUAUGCUGGAAAUGUACUAUUAUCCGUUGCUGGUACUGGAAAACACUCAUCCGGUAUGUUUUUACUGUAAGGAGUAAGCUUUUGUUCGUAUUCUGGUAUAUGUCAACUUACCCCAACUUUCUGUCAGUGAUUUUUCCAUGCUUUAUUUUCAUCUUUUUGACUUGUACUUUGUAGCACAAAGAUGAUAUUUAAUAAUGUAUUUAGUAAUACACUACAGCAGGGGGGAUCAUUUGGGGCCUGCCACUCGUUUUUUAUUAAUUUUUUUUUAAAUCCAGGUACACUACAUUUAAAAAAGGGCAUCAUGUAACGGAGAAAAUGUUGAAAUAUUUAUACUAAUUAACUUGAUAAUAGUACUUUUAAAUUAUAAUAUAAUAAAAAUUUUAAAAGUAUGAAUAUUAGGCUGAUUAAAGAAUAAGCCAAGUUGCAGACUGUUCUUAUGUAUAUAUUUCUUAACAAAUCUGUGUGACAAUGGUUUGAAGCCUGUUUGGAAUUUGUUUUUUUUUCAAGUUUGGAGAUCUCUGCGCUACUUUGAAACUAGUAUGCUGCCAUAGUUGGACCGUCCACAUCUAUGCAGAUUGCUACAUGUUUUAACCUGUGCAGAAUCUCGGUGUGUGUGCUAAUGACCCUUUCAAGAACCUCCAAAUGAGGACAAAACAUAUUUUUGAUACUAUCAUUGUGUUUGGACUGUCGCUUGACUUCCUUUUCAUCUCUUUUAUGGCUUUGUGGCAAUAAUGAAACGUGUCAACUGUAAGUACUGGGCAAAUAUGAAUUUCAAACCUCCCAACUGUGUGAUUUUCCUUAAAUUUCUUGUUAAACCUCUGGGAUUGUGAAGCUUUUUGUGUGAUUUUUUUUCUCCCCGCUGCUUACCAUGUUCGAUGAUGUCUGUGAAACUCUUCUCUUUAAAGUUUUGGCUUUGCCUCCAUUGAAUGGAAGUAUGCAUUCACACCUUCCUUCGUGCCCAUCAUAUCCCAAACUGCUGCGUGGGCACUACACCUGGGAUGAUGAUAAAGAAAUGAAAAUAAACUGCAUACUUUUUAUGGCCCCAA